Sebastes umbrosus (honeycomb rockfish) is the source of this 1731-nucleotide messenger RNA. RefSeq names its product methionyl aminopeptidase type 1D (mitochondrial) (gene metap1d). Gene Ontology annotation, molecular function: metalloaminopeptidase activity. Gene Ontology annotation, biological process: proteolysis. Bases 108 to 1127 code for a protein of 339 amino acids. NCBI's taxonomy places the organism in Eukaryota, Metazoa, Chordata, Actinopteri, Perciformes, Sebastidae. The record is from RefSeq and is a predicted model, not a curated record. The transcript has 10 exons.
GCUGAGCUACCGCGUGAACGUAAACCAUGGAUGUAAACUUCCGGUGUAAUAUUUCCCGUCAUGCAUCACGUGACCUCCACACACCACGUGACCACCGAUAAAGCUCCAUGGCGGCGCCCUGUUCUACAAGACUAGCAACAAGAUCAGCAGGACUAGGUGGUUUCCUGCGGAGACUUUGUUGUUUAAGAAGCUGUGGUCCCCCCACAGCCCUACUGUGUCAGCAACAUCGGCACUUCUUCUGGAGGAAGUGGAAAAGUUCUCACAGUGUAGUUCGCCCAGCUACUGUUAGGCCGGCCUGUGCAGUACCCAAGCACAUUGUGCGGCCUGACUAUGUAGGCACUGGACUGCUCCCAGAAUGGCCCGACUACAUAGAGAUCAAAUACCAAGAGCAGAUCGAAGGCCUUUCCAGAGCAUGUCAGCUAGCCAGACAUGUACUGCUUCUAGCUGGACGCAGUCUGAGGGUUGGUAUGACCACAGAUGAAAUAGACUUCAUCGUGCACCAGGAGACAAUCAAGCACAACGCCUACCCAUCCCCUCUCAGAUACGGGGGUUUCCCCAAGUCAGUCUGUACAUCUGUGAACAACGUGGUCUGCCAUGGCAUACCUGACAGUCGUCAACUUCAAGACGGCGAUAUCAUCAACGUUGAUGUCACUGUGUAUUUGGAUGGUUACCAUGGUGACACCUCAGAAACCUUCUUGAUUGGCCAGGUGGAUGAGGAUGGGCAGCGAUUGGUGGAAACUGCCAGGCGCUGCCGAGAUGAGGCCAUCGCUGCCUGCAAGCCGGGCGCACAGCUCUGUGUUAUAGGAAACACUAUCAGUGAAAUCGCCCAUGCCGGUGGCUUCCAAGUGUGUCCUUAUUUCAUUGGACAUGGAAUAGGUUCCUACUUUCAUUGCCAUCCUGAGAUCUGGCACCAUGCUAAUGAUAAUGACAUGACCAUGGAUGAAGGGAUGUCUUUCACAAUAGAGCCCAUACUGAUGGAGGGUUCUGCAGAGUUUAGAAUCCUGAGGGACAAGUGGACCGCGGUGUCUGCAGACGAUAAAAGGUCGGCUCAGUUUGAACACACGGUGGCCAUCACAUCUGACGGAGUGGAUAUUCUCACCAAACUGCCAGAAGAGAGCAAUCUGUAACCUGAAGGAAUCAGAGGCCCUGUUCAGACCUGGCAUUAACAUGCGUCCUGGGUGAUCCAAUCACAAGUGGACAGCUCUAAGUACAGAUGUGAAUGCACACAAGACGCACUGAGGACGCAUAGUGAGCCGAUCGCUCAGACCACAUUCAGAGGUGGUCUGGGUCGCAUAUGGCCACAUUCUUUUAACAGUGUGUACGCAAAUGUGUCCUGGGCCACACUGAAGGCCCACCUACUCAACCGACAUCCCGCUUGGAUCCGCAAGGUUUCUGCGUCCUCAGGUGAAUAGACAGGCAGACGUGAGCCUCGCGGCAUGGAAAUGGCUUCUGUAUCCUGUCCGUACAAUAUCAAUUGACUACAUAUCUACAGACUAGGCACGGGAAUUGCAUUGUUUCAUACUGUUUGUGAUGUGUGGGUGUAUAUGUUCUAGUGCUUUGCACAGACCUGACACCCACCAGCCUUUCCGCUCGCUCGCUCCCAUCCCUCUCUGUACCCCACUGUUGCGUCGGCACGGAGGUUAAUAAAAUGUAUCAAAAUUUACGAAUAUGUAGGAUAUUACUACUGACAUUCAUGUAAUAUUAGGUCACAACAUCCGCUGUAUUAGCCGU